Talaromyces proteolyticus is the source of this 1515-nucleotide messenger RNA. Its product is annotated as para-nitrobenzyl esterase. The transcript has 6 exons. Lineage: Eukaryota; Fungi; Ascomycota; Eurotiomycetes; Eurotiales; Trichocomaceae. Bases 1 to 1515 code for a protein of 504 amino acids. The record is from RefSeq and is a predicted model, not a curated record.
AUGUCGUUGCUACUUUUUUGUACUGCUGUGCUGUGCUGUAUCGCGGCCGCCUUGAGCAGCCCUCGCAAUGGCCCUCACGUCAACACCAGCUCUGGGCCUGUGGUAGGCUUCAUUGAUCGCAGCAUUCCAAAUGUGCAUCAAUACUUGGGCGUUCCAUAUGCUGAACCGCCACUAGGAAAUCUGAAGUUCCUACCACCCAAGGCAAAAUCUCCCACAAAGAGCAUAACUUUGGCGAAUACGAUGCCUCCAAAUUGCAUGUACUGGCUGUCCAAACUUCCUCAAUUGACAGAUAUUGUAACUGAAUAUAACCCCUCUCCAAACAUGAGCGAGGACUGCUUGUAUCUGAAUAUAUUUGCUCCAACACACCCUACAGAAAAUAAAUUGCCAGUUCUUUUCUGGGUUUAUGGAGGAGAGUGGCUUUUUGGUGGUGUUUCUUCGCCUUAUGAACUUCCCCAGCGGUGGGUUAGCCGGUCGCAAGAUGUUAUCAUUGUGCAGGUCAAUUAUCGAGUCAACGUAUUCGGCUUUCCAGGGGCACGUGGGUUGAAGGAUGGAGAAAGAAAUGUUGGGUUAAUGGAUAUGCGUCUAGGACUUGAAUGGGUUCGGGACAAUAUCGAAAAAUUCGGAGGAGACUCGGAUAAUAUCGUCCUUUGGGGCAAUGCCGCCGGGGGAGCGUCAAUUGAUAUGCUUCAAUUUGGAAAAUAUGCCCAUGAUCCCAUCGCUAAUGGGGUCAUAGCCGAUAGUGCAGUAGCCCUCCUAGCCAGUAAUGGGGCCAAAGACGUGGAUCAUUAUAGUUUCACUCAUCUAGCACAGCAAAUGGGCUGUCCAACAAACACCAGUGAGGCUGAACUGGAUUGCAUGAGAGAAGUUGAUCCGUUCAAGAUAGAAAAUUUCUUACAAGUUUAUUCUGAUAAAAAUUCGACGCCGCCUUUGUGGUUCAAUCCAAUGGCUGACAACGUGACCGUGUUUACGGUUGAUCAAUACGUUGAAAUGGGUAGCGCAGGGAACUUUUCGAAACUGCCUAUGCUUACUGGGAGUAAUUCAAACGAAUUCGCACAGUUAACCAUAUUAUCCGACGGCCAAAGCCCUAACUUGACUGAAAUUCGAGACCAAACGAUCGAAGAAUGGCAAUGCCCAAUUAUUAAGACUAUUAAUUACCGUCGACAGGCAGGAGCCUUAACCUAUAGAUGGUAUUACGAAGGCAAUUUCACAAACAUAUCACCACAGCCCUGGAUGGGUGCAUAUCAUUUCUCUGAAUUACCACUUUUAGCUGGGACCCACUCGCUCUACCGGUCCAAUUCAACUGCUUAUGAGUAUGCUGUAUCACACGAGAUGCAGUCACUCUGGAGGGCCUUUGCAGCAAACCCAAAGAAUGGUCUUUCUCGGAUUGGAUGGCCAGAGACCGGCUCAAGCGGAAAAGCUAUGGGUAUAGCCCUAACAGAUGAAGGUCAGCUGUCAGCCGGGCUAAAAGUAUUGGAAUUGCUUGACAGCGUCCCUGGUGACUCAAAGUGCGCUUGA